Messenger RNA from Stegostoma tigrinum, 5775 nucleotides. RefSeq names its product potassium channel subfamily K member 1-like. Gene Ontology annotation, biological process: potassium ion transmembrane transport; stabilization of membrane potential. The transcript is spliced from 3 exons. The record is from RefSeq and is a predicted model, not a curated record. NCBI's taxonomy places the organism in Eukaryota, Metazoa, Chordata, Chondrichthyes, Orectolobiformes, Stegostomatidae. Gene Ontology annotation, molecular function: potassium ion leak channel activity. Gene Ontology annotation, cellular component: membrane. The coding region runs from base 1026 to 2045 and encodes 339 amino acids.
UGUAGAGAAGCCUCUCAGCGCCGCUGGGUUACAGAUACCAUUGAUCGGAGUAUUGAGAGCGGGUGGACGAUGUUGAGGCAGUUUAUUGGUUUGACAGACGUGUGACUUCCAUUUACCUGAAGACGUCAGGAGCUCCUGCCACAUCCUCGCCUCUGACUGCUGUCUGAUGCGGAAGGAACAGGCCAGAGUCAGCAGGAAGGCAGCAAGACCGGUCAGCCCGGGCAAGUAAACCCCAACUGCAGAGAACACACAGGGGAACCCGGAGAAUUGCGCAGAACAGACUCUUAUUACACCGGCCUCUCAGAGAAUUCCUUACAUCGCGACUCCACGGAGCAACAUCGGGAACUUUACACAGCAGACUGGAACAACAUCGGAAAUUCUCCCAGCCUCGAGUAACAAUGGGGGUCUGUAUCCCAGCCUAGAGUAACACCGGGGACUGUAUCCCAGCCCUAGAGUAACAUCGGGGUCUGUAUCCCAGCCUAGAGUAACAUCGGGGUCUGUAUCCCAGUUUAGAGUAACAUCGGGGUCUGUAUCCCAGCCUAGAGUAACACCGGGGACUGUAUCCCAGCCUAGAGUAACAUCGGGGUCUGUAUCCCAGCCUAGAGUAACACCGGGGACUGUAUCCCAGCCUAGAGUAACAUCGGGGUCUGUAUCCCAGCCUAGAGUAACAUCGGGGUCUGUAUCCCAGUUUAGAGUAACAUCGGGGUCUGUAUCCCAGCCUAGAGUAACAUCGGGGUCUGUAUCCCAGUUUAGAGUAAUUUAGGGGUCUGUAUGCUAGUUUAGAGUAACGUUUUAGACUUUAGACCAGUCUAGUGUAACGUAUAGGACUGUACACCAACCUAGAGGAACAUUGGGUGUGUACAUCAGUUAGAAUAGUGUUAGGGACCAUAUCCGAGCCUACAGUAACAUUGCGUGUGCAUACUAGCCUAAAGUAACAGUGGGGACUUUAGGUCAGUGUAGCUCAGUGCUAUCACAAAGCCAGCUCUUCUGCUCCUCCCCUGUGUUACUAGCUGUCAGCUGGGGAGAUGUUCCAAGCUCUGGGCAGUACUAGCCAUUGCCUCCGCUUGAUGCACAGCAACAGGUCAAGCUGUUACUUUGCGCUGCUGGUUCUUGCCUAUCUGCUCUACCUGAGCUUCGGCGCCCUGAUCUUCUCCUCAAUCGAGCUACCUUACGAAGACAACCUCCGCCAACAACUGAGGGAGCUGAAGGACCAGUUUCUGGAGGAGAACCCAUGCCUAGCCCCAGACAGCCUGGAGCGUUUCCUAGACCAGGUCCUAGAGGCUAACAAUUAUGGGGUGUCCGUGUUAAACAACAGCACUGGCAAGUGGAACUGGGACUUCACCUCUUCACUAUUCUUCGCUGCCACUGUCCUCACAACCACAGGUUACGGUCACACGGUCCCACUGUCUGAUGGUGGCAAGGCUUUCUGCAUCAUCUAUUCGCUGAUGGGGAUUCCCUUUACACUGCUGUUCCUCACUUCCAUUGUCCAGCGGCUCAUGGUCCAUGUCAGCAGGCGGCCUGUCCAGUACAUCCACACUCGCUGGGGCUACGCGGAGCAGACCGUGGCUCUGGUCCACGCCAUCCUCCUAGGGCUGAUCGUCACCUCCUGCUUCUUCUUCAUACCAGCGGCCAUCUUCUCCACACUGGAAAAGGACUGGAACUUUCUGGAGUCCGUUUACUUUUGCUUCAUCUCCCUCAGCACCAUUGGCCUGGGAGACUAUGUUCCUGGUGAGGUGCAGCAUCAGCAGUUCCGUGAUCUGUACAAGCUCGGAAUAACUGCGUACCUCAUGUUUGGCCUUACUGCUGUGCUUGUUGCCCUGGAAACCUUCUGUGAGCUGCAGAAGCUGAAAGAAUUUAAAAGGAUCUUCUACUUGAAGAAAGAGAAGCUCGAGGAUGAACGAAACAUUCUGGAGCAUGACCAUCUCUCGUUUCCCUCGGUGACGGACUCUGUGCCCAUUACCAAGGAACAGCAGAAACUCAAUGAGCCUUUCUCCUCAGGCCCAUUGGCCAACUACCAGUUUACAGAGAAUCCUGUCAACCGGUAACCCUCAGCUAUCACCCACCCCCCCAUUCCAAAACACCAUUGGUUAACACUUCCAUCAUGUCAUAACGCAAACCCACAUGUGAUUAGUAUAGGUUCUAAAGCAAUCCUACCAGCCUUCAAAAGAGAAAGGAAGCACAGAUUGGGGGUAAGAAAAAGAAAGUGGGGUAAAGAAAGUGUGUUUUUGGGUCACCUUGAAGUAGAAAGCCUGUUUUCACACAAGCGAUGAUGUCGUUGCUGAGAAUUUCCACAUCGACAUCCCUCAGGCGAAGUAGUUAUCCAGACGAAUGCGAUUAACCCCGGGACAUUCUGUCCCUGUUCAAAGGAGAUGGAAUUAUUAAUGAUUUGGCAAAAUAUUUAUUUUAAUUGUAAUGUUCGUUGGGAGGGAGGAGAAAAUGAGCUGACAGUGUUCAAAGAGCAGCCUUUUUCACACUGUGAGGUGGGGCCCCGUAUUCAGAAUAAUCUACAACUGUUUCUAUGGGACCUGUACCUCAUUAGAAAACAAGAAUGGGCCUGUUAUCCCCUCUGACCUGAUCUGUUAAAUAGAUUUGGCUCAUCUGUUGUACCCUGCUCAUUUCAAUAUCCCUUCAUGUCCUUAUCUCAAUAAAAAAAACUCUCACUUGCAGACUUGAAAGCUCCAAUCAGCCUCUAGCAUCCACACCCUCUUUGGGAAGAGAUUCCCCUUCUCCCUUGAAUGAUGAGGUUCUUACUGACAUGAUUGCAGGACUGGCCUAGCUGUAACUUUAAGGUUAGGUCCCACUGUCCUUCAUUCCCCCAGAGGAAGAAAUAUCAUCUUUCUGCCUAUGCCAGCAAAUCCUUCCAAUAUUAAAAAAAACUAGUUUCUAAAUCUUUCAGAGUGAUGCAAAUGUGAUACUUUAUCUUUGCAACCUGACCUGGAAAUUUAUCCGUUUUACUGCUGAUGUCAUUCUGGUGAAUUUGAGUUGCACACCAUCCACGAUCAGUCCAUGCUUCCUGAGUGCAACAUGCAAGUCUGAACACCGUACACCCAGCAGAGUCCACCCAGGGCUCUCACUGCAACUACACAACACAGUUUCCAUCCUUCUCUAAUGACAUCCUGCUUGAGCUCAUAGCGAACAGCCCAUUUGUCUUUAUGAUUGAGUUUUGUGAACUGCUCAUCGCGUGAGCCACUGAAGGAAGCCAGACCCAGACCAGUUCCCAUCAGUCCUUUUAACUGCCAUGCCCUGGACAAAAAAGCGCUGGAUAUUGACCCCUGAAUACUCAACCUUUUGCUUUUCAAAUUAAUUUUCACAAAGUUAAAGGCUGUUUGACAGAGGAAAUGAUGUAGGUACACAGGAUAAACAAACUAUUUAACAGGACUCCUCAAAACAGCUGUCAGACAUUUUCAUUUAUCAUUUCGGUGUUACAGAAUAAUGUCUUUGUUUGUGUCUUAUUUUGAAAUUCUACCUCGCGUGAAGAAGCAAUAACGAAACACAUACCGAAGGGAAUUGGGUGAGCCCAUUUUUCUCAAUAUUUUUGGAGUAGUUCUUCAGAGGGAGCUCCAUUUCAAGUGUUGUUCAAAUUGAAAGGAGCCAGGCUUUGGGUGUCUAACAUAUCUGCCUGAUCCAAGCCCCUAUUCCCAUGGCAAACACAGGGCUACAAUAAAUUGGGCCCCGGUUGCCAUUUGAGCUGGGAGUCAGUGGAAAGCCGCAUUAUGCUCUCUCUGUGCAGUUUCACAGGUAUGGAACUGGUGUUGGAUUAUUCCUGGGGCAUGGCCCAAGUGGAGCAGGUAUAAUUGUAGCUGCCAUAUCCAAUCACUGUGCAGUUGCCAAGGCUGGCUUUACCCAGGGCCCUGGCUGCUGUCUCCCAUCCACCAAUACUGACCCUGUGUAAAAGGGCAUUAGCAGGUUGAGGCAUGAGGGGUUCGGUGCCAUCUGAGACUGAAUGAAGGUCAUAACAGCUGUUCAAUUCAAGGACUGUAGGUCAAACCAAGAUGGCAGAGCACUGGGUUUUGAGAUAGAGGUCUUUUCAUUGAUAACAAACACCGAGAAUGCUGGAGAAACUCAACAGUUCUGGAAGCACGUCUGGAGAGUGAAGCAGUUAAUGUUUCAAGUGUGGUAUGACUUUUCUUCAGAACUGAAAGGUGAAGGAAAAUAGCUUUUUUAUACUUUUGACACAGGUAGAACAGGGGCAAAAGGGUAAAUGAUAUAGACACGAAGAGUAGCUGACUCUCACAUGACCUUUUUAACAGUAGGGAAAGGAAACAAAGUGUGUAAAUUGGUGUGAAAGGGACCAAGUUGGUCCUUCUUACUAAGAGCAAAGUAAACAAAACACAAACGUGAUAUGGCUGUGAGGAAGGAGUGUAAGGUAGAGAAGAAUGUUUUCGGUCAGUUCUCCAUUUUUCUCAUAAUUAGUUCCUUAAGUUAUUGAGUUCAAUAUUGAGACCUCAAGGCUGUUCCAAUGAAAUACAAUAAACACUCAAGUAGCAACACCUCAUUUUCUGCUUGGGCCAUCUACCUAAUGAGUUUCACAAGCAUUCUCUGAGUUUGUUUCAGAUAUCCAGCAUCCACAGUAUUUUCCCUUUAUUUGAAUCUUUUUGUUGGUGCCAUUACAAAAGCUUUACCUCAGCUCAAGAUGUGCAUGAUAAGCAUCUAAAAAUUCCUUUAAAAACCAACUCCACUUGAACAAUAUUCCACUUGUUUGAAAAUUCACAAGCCCAUGUUAUUUAUUAGUUAAUUCAUUUUCUUGCAAUGAAAAAAAAAGCUGCUGGAAGUUCUCCACAGCUCAGGCAUUAUCUGUGGAGACAAUGAAUGUUUUAGCUGAAUAGCCUUCAGAAACGUUUUCUGUUCUUAUUUGGGAUUUCCAGCAUCCACAGUAUUUUGUUCUGGUAAUUUUGCUUGUGUUAAGUUUUGUAGGCAAGAAAUUCCUAGGAAGGGAAGGAGUUUAGAGUGUAGAGAGAGUUUGUAGGGAAGGAGUUUAGAGUGUAGAGAUGGCUUGUAGGGAAGGACUUUAGAGUGUAGAGAGAGUUUGUAGGGAAGGAGUUUAGAGUGUAGAGAUGGCUUGUAGGGAAGGACUUUAGAGUGUAGAGAUGGCUUGUAGGGAAGGACUUUAGAGUGUAGAGAGAGUUUGUAGGGAAGGAGUUUAGAGUGUAGAGAAAGUUUGUAGGGAGGGGGUUUAGAGUGUAGAGAAAGUUUGUAGGGAGGGAGUUUAGAGUGUAGAGAGAGUUUGUAGGGAAGGAGUUUGGAGUGUAGAGAUGGUUUGCAGGGAGGGGGUUUAGAGUGUAGAGAGAGUUUGUAGGGAAGGAGUUUGGAGUGUAGAGAGAGUUUGUAGGGAAGGAGUUUGGAGUGUAGAGAUGGUUUGCAGGGAGGGGGUUUAGAGUGUAGAGAGAGUUUGUAGGGAAGGAGUUUGGAGUGUAGAGAGAAUUUGUAGAGAGUUUGUAGGGAAGGAAUUCAGAGUGUAGAGAGAGUUUGUAGGGAAGGAGUUUAGAGUGUAGAGAGAGUUUGUCAGACAUGACGAGUUGAGGGAAUUCCUCUCUGGGAGCAGUGAUGUAAACACCAAGCAAGUAAGAAAGUUAAAGGUUAGACAGACACAACCAGUUAGUCAGAGCAUAAGCUUUCUUCAGGCUCAGGAAGAAAAUAUAGGGAAGGGAUAAUGAGGUGUCUCUAUGUUGAAGUCAGACAAAAUGAAGUCAAACACUGAUGUGGGUCAGUAUUGCAUGUAGUUUAUUUUUGUAUUAUUAUGUAACAUUGUGUGUACCAAUGGUGACCCAGCAUCUA